Molecule: messenger RNA, 1038 nt
Organism: Heterobasidion irregulare TC 32-1
Lineage: Eukaryota; Fungi; Basidiomycota; Agaricomycetes; Russulales; Bondarzewiaceae
Exons: 6
Coding region: 1-1038 (345 amino acids)
Source: RefSeq, a predicted model, not a curated record
AUGCAAGAAUUAUCGCACGACGUGACAAGGAAAUAUGCCCCCCUCGUUCUGCCAGACAGUAUUCAUUGCCAGCAUAAUGCUCUUCUAGAGUCGUCCUCUACCCUGUACUGGGACCCUCCAUCUCAUGUUCAAAUGACAUAUGACGUUGGUCAUGGUCGCUCACCUGACUAUGGAACACAGAGCAUUGUCAGUGCAGUAUAUUCUGGUUCACGCUACCGUCUAGUAGGUUUGUCACAACAUCUUACACAAGGGCUAGCGCAUCAUGUGAAUUUUCACAAUGACGCCAUGCUACAUCAAGACUAUCAUCUCAUAUCGCCUGUGGAAUCGGCUGUGCACCGCGAUGGUGAUAUGGAUCAUCAAUACAUGUACUAUAGAUCUUCCUACUCCUCGAGCGUCAGAUUCCAUCAAGACGCAGCUGAUGCUUCAUUGAGUGGAUAUAUCCCACACCAGCCUGCACAGUCGGGUAUAAGUGGUGACGUCGAAAUGACUGGCACUCAAGGUCUGCAUGUGCCUAUGAACGAGCUGAUGGCCCACACUGAAAAACAGGUAGCCCCGUCCUACUUCGAGGACAAUUCGCAGUCUGGAACAUAUCUGGAGGAGACGUUCGGUAAAGAAAGCGUAAAGUCGCUCCUGUUCCAGGACCCUUCGGACCCUGUGAUCAAGUCGGCGCCGUACAACUCCAACCCUCCCGUACACAUCGUCAAGCAAAAAUUAUUCAUACCCUAUGACAGGACGAAGCGGACACUCCAAGAGCGUUCUAAGAACCCUCUCCCAUCCCCAACCUUCUUCAAUUGCGAUGAUGGUGCCAUCGGUGUGUCUCUGGGACGUGCUAGACAGGGACACGGUUUGGCCAUGAAUUCGAACCAUUCAUCACCUCUAGGAGAUCGUCAAACUUUACAGUUGAAGAUCUGGGUACACUGUCUUCUACCCGCCUGUCUCUUGAAGGGCGCUCAAUCAAUCUCCAUUGCUAACAGAUUUACGACACCGCAAAGCCUGACUUGGACAAGCAACUUGCAACAAAACGCCCAACGGAUUUGA